CUGCUGCUGCGUCCUCCGCUGUGGGCAAUUUGCGGCGGAUCCGGCUUGUACGAUCUACGAUCAGUGGAUCGUCGCCGCAACGGAUCCAAACUGACUUCAACAAACUCUCACCUGUACCAACCCCUUUACUGCUACCUCUUAUGUUUCCCUUCUCCACGAUAUCUCCACGCUUCUCCACGCGGAUUUUCCUCUCUCGGUGCCUGAACUCUUCUUCCUCGGAAACCUUCCUGGCCGACUUUUUCGCAAAAUCUCCGAUCAACUCUAUUUGGAUCUUCCGCAAAGCAAGCACGUCGACGGGACAGGCACCACCCUGUGUGUGUCUGUGAACACGUGCCACCACCGCACUCCGGUCGAUGCUGUCUGUGCUGUCGUUUCUGUCUCUACUUCCCCCCCACUGUGCUUGUUGUCGUUUCCUCAGCUGCUGCCUGCGGUUUUCAGCUGCUGCAAAGCCCGUGUAGCCCGACCCGUGCAGGAUAUGCACGAUCUUUGCUUGGAUCUUCCCCGAAUCGAUCUUGACCUGACGGGGACACGUGUGCUUCUACACACGCGUCCCCGCCACACACACUGGUAGCUGUCCCGCACCCGAAGCUGAGUAGGGUUAUUGUGCGAGUGUAGGCUACUAUAGGGUCAGGGUGAUUUCUAUUGACUUGCGGACCCCUCGGGGCCAUUAUAUUUGAGUGUACCUUUUUAGGGUAGUUAGCCUGCGACCACGGGAAUCGACCGCGUCGAGAGUUGUAUCAGUACGGACAUACGAAGGUACUGGGUAGAGAGAGAUCGGAACGGCUUUGAACGUGAAGACAACAACAACAACAACAACAACAACAAUAGAAAUAUGGUCCGUGCACAACAAUUUGUCCAAUCACGUUUUGUGCGAUAACUUUUUUUUGAAAAAAAAUUGGAACGUGAAACAACGAUGGUCGUGACCGCCUCGUCGAGAUACGUCGAUAGCCGCAGAGUUUUUAUUUUUCUGGUGACAUGCAACAUUUUUGACCAAANUAUGGUCCGUGCACAACAAUUUGUCCAAUCACGUUUUGUGCGAUAACUUUUUUUUGAAAAAAAAUUGGAACGUGAAACAACGAUGGUCGUGACCGCCUCGUCGAGAUACGUCGAUAGCCGCAGAGUUUUUAUUUUUCUGGUGACAUGCAACAUUUUUGACCAAAAUCAUACACGGAGCCCCCCAGAAUGCAGUAUACCUCCCCUAUGUAAUCACGGAACCCCCCUAAUCGUUCCCUGG
Molecule: messenger RNA, 1234 nt
Organism: Ectocarpus sp. CCAP 1310/34
Lineage: Eukaryota; Phaeophyceae; Ectocarpales; Ectocarpaceae
Source: the annotation of a GenBank genome assembly